AUGCACAACAUAUGGGACAAACUUUCGAAGCCGCUCCCGGCGGAAGCGGAUGCUGAGGAGGUCGAACCCGUCAUCACAGCCAAAGAACGCGAGGAUCUCAUCGCCAAGCUCGAGAAGUACGAGUUUCAGUAUCUGGCAGAGGGCCGAGCCAACGUCGUAUUCACCAUCAAGGACGUGCAAGACCCUGCGGCGCCCAACGGGCUGUUCGCCGGCACUCUAGUCCGCGUCCCGAAGGCCACGCCGGGGGUCACGCCAUGCGACUACGAGACUCUUCAGAACUUUCAUGAGAAGUUGGUCGAGGUCCAUGUGGGCCGCGAGCACAUCGUGCCCCAGCUGCUGGUCAAGAUCUCGGAGGGCAUCGCAAGCACUCUAAACGCCAAGCGCGGCCACAGGGACGACGACGGCAGCGUCAUCCGCGCCGGCUACGCCAUGCUAAUCCAGGACAUGAGCCCGUCGCCCGGCGACCACCUGGCGCUCGAGUUCAAGCCCAAGUGGCUGGCGCAGUCGCCCCUCGCGCCGGCGGACGCGACGCGCUGCCGCACCUGCGCGCGCGAGGCCUUCCGCAACGGCCAGAAGCAGGCCCAGGGCAAGACGAUCUCGACGCCCAUCUGCCCCCUCGGCCUGCGCCACGCGAACCGCGCCGUGGUGAUGAGCACGAUGGACCGGCUCGCGCCGAAGUGGUCCGAGCGGGACCGUGAGCGCCUCGCCGACGCGCUGCGGGAGAGCGGCGUGCUGGAGCGGCUGCGCGCGCUGCAGAUGAGGGGGGACCCGGACCGCGCGCUGUUCGCCGACCCGGGGAACGCGUACUUCGGGCUGGCCAUGACGCUGCGCGACUGCUCGUGCUUCGUGCGCAUGCCCGUCGACGAGAAGGCCGGAGAGCCCGUCGUCGUCAAGCUGGCCGACGUCGACAAGAAGAACUGGGAGGAGAAGCAGACGUAUUGGCAGGACUCGCACAACAACCUCGUGGAUAAUGGCUGGUACACGGGGGAGGAGAAGGUGGAUGGCCCGCCCAUUGAGACGGCUUGUGUGCUGAGGCUCGACUAUUGCCUUGAGAACGGCAUGGUUGAUGACGUCCCUGCGCCUUUCCGUGAGAGACUGGGCCACCGCUUUUAG
Molecule: messenger RNA, 1113 nt
Organism: Anthostomella pinea
Lineage: Eukaryota; Fungi; Ascomycota; Sordariomycetes; Xylariales; Xylariaceae
Source: the annotation of a GenBank genome assembly